This is a messenger RNA of Parnassius apollo (apollo), 2379 nucleotides long. The record is from the annotation of a GenBank genome assembly. NCBI's taxonomy places the organism in Eukaryota, Metazoa, Arthropoda, Insecta, Lepidoptera, Papilionidae.
AUGUACUACCACUUUCACAAAAAGCUGACGGAAAACUGCCUCCUGAUCUGCGGGGAUGUAGGUGGGUACGUGCGCGUGCUGCAGUUUUCGCCAGCACUGCGUGGGCCCUUCCGCAACCAGCCCGACAAGGCGCUACAGCUGCUGCGGCACGUCGAUCUGCAGAGGCGGCCCCAGCUGCUGCCGGAGCUGCAGCUGGUGGAGUUCCCGCGCGCGCACAACGAAUGGGUGCGCCAGGUGUCGUAUUAUGCGUCGCUCCACUGCGUCGUGUCUUGCGCCACGUGUCCCGAAGCACUGCUCAUGUGCGACCUCGCCGCCUCCCGGACACACACCACCUUCCACGUUGACAAGGGCGUCCAGUGCUUCGCUUUUGAUGAGGAGGCGCACGUGGUGGUGACGGGUGGUCCAGACUGCACGGUGCGCGUGUGGAAUGCGUUCGUGGCGAGCUCUCCCAGUGCAGUGCUGCAGGGCCACCGUGCCGGUGUGGUGGCCCUGGUGCUGCAGGACAACGCCCGCGUCGCCUACUCUUUGGCACGGGACCGCAUUAUCAAAGUCUGGGAUCUGCAGUCGCAAGUCUGCUUACAGACAUAUAUAGAUAUCCCGUCACAAAUUGGCGAGCGGACCCCUAUCUCUGCUGUGUACAACCCUGCCACGCGCGAGUUCAUCAUGGCUGCCAUCAAGAUAGCCGUGCUGAUUCUCGAUGAGAAACUCAACCCCCUGCACACUGAUGGCUUCACGCACUCGCGCGCCGUCGCCAAAGUCCUAUACAACCCACUCUUCAAAGUGGUCAUCACCUGUGGCAUGGCCAGCAUUAUCAUCAACUGGGAUCCACUAACAGGUAAGCGCAACGUGGUGGUGAGGCGCGCGCACACGCGGCUAGUGCAGGGCGAACUGGUGCCCGUGGAGCUGACGGCCGCCUGUUUCGACCCUGCGUACCUGCUGCUUCUCACCGGCGCCAGGGACGGCACGCUCAAGACAUGGAACUUUAACACUGGUGUGUGCUUGAGAAAAAUGGAAAUUGAACACAUGUGCGAGGUUACCAGCUGUUUUUGGGUAGAAGGAAGGAUUCUUGCGGUGGGGUGGAAUCGCCACGUGACGGAGUUCGAGGAGGGAGGGCUGUCGGCGCUGGGCAAGGCGUGGGAGACGCGGCACAGCGAUGACGUGCUGGCGGCCGCCGUGCGCCCUCCACUCUCGCUCGCUACCGCCUCCUACGCCUCGGAGCUGCUGCUCUGGAAGCUAGAAACCGGUCAGGCCUACAGACGCUUCUCGUGUACGGAGCCGACGCUGCGUAUCAAGAUGCAGUACAGCAGGCGCGCCGCGUCGCCGCAGCGCGCCGCCGCCUCACCGUCACAACCGCGUCGCGCAACAUCUGUUUUCCGACCCAGCCUGAGCACGAGGGGUCGAGGCCGGCGCGUGUCAAGCGUAUCGCUGCCAGCGCAGGUGCAGAGCAUGCGCCAGCUUGCCGUUCACGCCAUGAUAUUCCUUGAGACGCGUCCCUUCAGCAUGCAUGUCGCAUCGCUCAUGCUUGCUCUGGAAAACGGACAGGUGCAAUGCUGGUCGGACCACCCGGCUGGUGGGUACAAGGGUUCGUUCCAAGGCAUCCACACAGCCGGGGACUAUGUGUCUGCCUUUGCCACGGAUGUCAAUAACGAUUAUCUAUUCACUGGCACCACCGUGGGCUACGUUAAAGUCUGGCUCAUGACCAACUAUCUCACUGAAGAGAAGGUGCACGUCAGCAUGCCUCGGCUGCGGCUGCGGUUCCCGUUCCUGUGGCGCGACCGCGUGGAGGGGCGCGCCAAGCGCAGCGUGCGCGACCAGCCGCUGCCGCUAUUGCUCAACAGCUACCGCGCGCACCUGCGCUGCGUCACCUCCCUCGCGUACCUCGACCACCACGCGCUGCUGUUCACUGGCAGCUCGGACUACAGCGUGCGCGUGUGGCGGCUGUCAGGCGAAUACCUGCAGACGCUGGGCAGCUUCGUACCCUGGACCCUGGAAUCCACACGGUUCCCGCCUGACGUAAAGAAAGUCGCCAGCUCUACUACUUUCAAGGUGUGGCGCGGGGGCUAUGUGUCCCGCUACGUGCCAGGGCGAGUGGUGGCGGAUGUGUCGGACGUGGACGCUGACGAGUUGCGCACACGCACGUGGGGCGCGGCGCCCCGCGGCCCGCUGCUGGGCCGCCACACCGCGCUGCCUCCGCGCCCCGCGCCGCAGCCGCCGCCGCACCUGGACCGCUCGCUGCCCACCAUCCCGCUGUACACGCACAUGCGUGUGAGCGGCACGCAGGCGGUGCGGCGGCCGCCCACGCCCGAGCUGGUGCGCGCCACACGGCUGCGGCGCGGCGCACCGCCGCAGCGCCGCACGAGGUUCGGCGCGCUGCUGUAG